Messenger RNA from Zingiber officinale, 1343 nucleotides. RefSeq names its product RNA-binding protein 1-like. Bases 113 to 1192 code for a protein of 359 amino acids. The transcript has 2 exons. Gene Ontology annotation, molecular function: RNA binding. The record is from RefSeq and is a predicted model, not a curated record. Lineage: Eukaryota; Viridiplantae; Streptophyta; Magnoliopsida; Zingiberales; Zingiberaceae.
UCUUAUGAUAGGAGUCCCUCCCAAUUCGUCAGCAAAUUACCGAUUCGUUCCCGUUUGUUGUCUCGCCUCGUUACCUUGCGCAGAGCUAAAACCCUAGCUAGCAGGAAAGGAGAUGUCGCGUCCGCCUGCAGCGGCCGUCGGUGCACGGUCGUGGGAGCCGGAUCGGGGGAAACUCUUCGUCGGUGGCCUGGCUUCGGAUACGAGGGAGGAGGUGCUGGCGGACUAUUUCGCGAGGUAUGGCGAAGUGAAGGAGGCGGUGGUGAUUAGGGACCGAGUCACCGGGAAUGCGAGAGGGUUCGGGUUCGUAAAGUUCGCUGACCCGCAGGUCUCCGAGAGUGCGCUCAAGGAGGACAAGAAGCAUGUCAUUCGAGGAAGAACGGUCACAGUGAGAAGAGCCGCUCUGCGCCGUCAGCUGCAUCAAAACCGUGAAUUCAUGAAUCCAGAUCAGAAUGGUCAAUUCAUUAGAUCGGUCGAGGAGAAUGGUGAUAGAGGGUUCUACAAUGUCCAUAGCACUAGCACAAAAAAGAUUUUCAUUGGAGGUUUGCCAGACAAUGUGGAUCAACAUGACCUCAGGAGCUAUUUUGAGAAGUUUGGUGCUGUUGUUGAUGCGGUAGUAAUGUUCGAUGGUAUAACCCGACGAUCAAGAGGUUUUGGUUUCAUCACAUUUUCUUCUGAGGAAUCCGUAGCAAUGGUGUUGCAGAACAGCCACCAUGAGUUGAAUGGGAAACUCGUGGAGGUUAAGAUUGCCACUCCUAAGGAUGACAGAAAAAAUGCUAUUAACAGACAUGAUCAUGAUUAUCAUAUAGCGAGAGAGGAUCAAAGAGGUGCAAGAGGGCCCUUUUAUGGUCCUCAUCCGGGCUAUCUUUAUCCCAACUAUGGAUACUAUGGAUAUGUUAAUUAUGUAGCACAGCCUUUUCCUCCUUAUGCAUAUGGAGGACAAGUUGGAGGAGUAUAUAGCCCCACUGGUUUACAUGCGAUUCAAUAUGGUGGCCUGAUGAGCAUUCCGCCCAACUCUUGGAACAAUUCAAAGAGAAUUUCUGGGCAGAUUAUGCAUCCUGAUGUUGUCAAGAGAAGCGGCGAAGAUAGCAUGUCAAUUAUUGAUAAUGAGAACCAAAACAACCUUGAUGUUGAAGACCAAAUUGGGGCUAUGGCAGGGUUAGAUUUAGAAGAUGUGCAAUGUGAUGCACACUGAAUUUAGAUCGGUGCGAAUUUCUUCUACUUAGUUUAACUUUUUAGUUGGUUAGGUUUCUCAUGAUUGUGCAGUUAUGCAUUGCGCUCUCUGAUGACAAAAGAAGCAAUGAUAAUGUGGAGUUGUGGAGUCUUUAGUUAGUCAAAUUUUUUUA